This is a messenger RNA of Cucurbita maxima (winter squash), 2416 nucleotides long. Its product is annotated as F-box/LRR-repeat protein 14-like. Gene Ontology annotation, cellular component: SCF ubiquitin ligase complex. Gene Ontology annotation, biological process: SCF-dependent proteasomal ubiquitin-dependent protein catabolic process. Bases 295 to 2031 code for a protein of 578 amino acids. Gene Ontology annotation, molecular function: protein binding. The record is from RefSeq and is a predicted model, not a curated record. The transcript is spliced from 16 exons. Lineage: Eukaryota; Viridiplantae; Streptophyta; Magnoliopsida; Cucurbitales; Cucurbitaceae.
CUGAUGAUCAUGUUGUUUUCCUUUAGAAAUUUUUUAAUCUUUCCUUUGUGGAGUGGAGGGUUUUUGAUUGUUAGUGAAAGGGUAAAGUGAAUUUUAGAGGCUUGAUGAUGCUGUUUAGUCGUAUGAUCGUUUUUUUACAUGAAAGUUCUCUCUAAAAACGAUGGCGUUUGCAAUUUAAGUGGUGCGAUCAGAGGUGAAGUAACGUGCAUGUGUUCUUUCUUGGUUAUUGAAUGGGUUAAAAUGGUGUUCUGCUGAAGUUUUUAUGAUAUAAAUUGAUUACGGGACAUCUUCUCAAUGGGGGGCGCUUGUUCUAGGAAGAGAGAUCAGCUAGCUAAUGAAGAUAGGUUGGCUAGAGGAGUAUCUGGAAAAUAUUGCAAGAGUGGAAGUUCCAAAUGGUUGACAACAUCAUUUUCUCGGCCUUUUAUCGACAUGGAUCCUCGAAGAGGGAAAUGCCCUUCUCUUCUGGACUUAAGCGUCCGUCGAGUUUGCAAUGAUAUAGAUCAAUUUGAUAGCUUUGGUAUGCUCCCAAGGGAUAUUACUCAGCUAAUCCUCAAUGAAUUGGUGUAUUCUCAGCGUAUAACCGAUAUUUCGAUCCAAGCUUUUCGAGAUUGUGCUCUCCAGGAUUUUCACCUUGGAGAAUGUCCAGGGGUGAACGAUGAUUGGAUCGAUGUCAUCUCCUCACAAGGAUCUUCUGUACUUUCUGUGGAUCUUUCUGGCUCGGAUGUAACCGAUGGUGGAUUGAUGCACCUCAGGAAUUGCUCGAAUAUCCAAACUUUAAAUUUAAACUUCUGUGAACAUAUAUCGGACCGUGGACUGGCACAUAUUGGAGGGUUCUCAAGGUUGACAAGUUUGAGUUUUAGGAAAAACAAUGAAAUUACUGCUCAAGGGAUGAGCGUCUUUGCUCAUCUUGUAAACUUGAUCAGACUGGAUUUAGAGAAAUGUCCUGGAAUACAUGGGGGACUUAUUCAUCUCCAAGGAUUAACAAAGUUGGAGUCUCUCAAUAUCAAAUGGUGUAAUUGCAUCACAGAUUCUGAUAUGAAGCCUCUCUCCGGGCUAACAAGCUUGAAAGGAUUGCAAAUUUCAUGCAGUAAGGUCACAGAUGCUGGUAUUGCCUACUUGAAAGGACUGCACAAACUUUCGCUAUUGAACUUAGAGGGUUGUCCAGUUACAGCUGCUUGUUUGAACACUCUCUCGGCUCUUGGUGACCUUCAAUAUUUGAACCUUAGCAGAUGUCAUAUAACUGAUGAUGGAAGUGAGGGAUUUUCUAGGCUCGGGGCUUUGAAAAUAUUGAACUUGGGGUUCAAUGACAUAACAGAUGAUUGUUUGGGUCACUUGAAAGGUCUAACAAAUUUGGAGAGCUUGAACUUGGAUUCAUGCAGGAUUGAGGAUGAUGGCCUGGUUAACUUGAAAGCUCUCCACCGUUUGAAAUGUUUGGAGUUAUCUGACACUGAUGUUGGAAGCAAUGGUCUUCGCCAUUUGUCUGGUUUGCUUAAUCUGGAGAAAUUAAAUCUUUCGUUCACCUUAGUUACUGACGUUGGCUUAAAACGGCUUUCUGGACUCUCAUCACUUAAAUCACUUAAUUUGGAUACUCGCCAAAUUACGGACAUUGGACUCGCUUCCCUAACUGGUUUAGUAGGAUUGACUCAUCUGGAUCUUUUCGGAGCUCGUAUUACAGACUCUGGAACAAACUAUUUGCGAAACUUCAAGAAUCUACAGUCCCUGGAAAUAUGUGGUGGUGGAUUGACUGAUGCUGGUGUUAAGAACAUUAAAGACCUGUCUUCCUUGAUGGUGCUCAAUCUAUCCCAGAAUUGCAAUCUGACUGAUAAAACCUUGGAGUUAGUUUCAGGUUUAACAGGGUUGGUCUCUUUAAAUAUUUCGAAUUCGAGAAUCACCUCUGCAGGACUGCGACAUCUGAAAACUCUGAAGAAUUUAAAGCAGUUGACACUGGAGGCCUGUCGGGUUUCGGCAAGUGACAUCAAAAAGCUUCAAUCUACCGACCUCCCGAAUCUAGCAAGCUUCCGCCCUGAGUAGCUGUGAAGAAGAGGAUGUGCUGUGAUCCAACUGCCAUAAAGGCAGACCUGUGAAUAAUGAUAUCCAACUAAACUGUGCAUAGUUUUGGAUUUGUUUCAUGCCAUGAGCUUUUAGGGACCAAGUGUUUUUGGUGGAGUCUUAAAAGCUUUAGUUUCAAUCUACUUCAGUUCAUUGCAAAAAUUGGAUAAGAAUUGCAGAAGCUUGCAAAAGCCAUGGCAGAAAAAGUGGUACAAAGAAAGGAUGCUCAUUUUGUAAAUAUCUUCUCUGUUGUUAAGGCACUGGAGAAUGUGAAUAAUGCAGUUUUUAAGUUAUUUGGUUAUCUGUUCUGUUAAUAUACAAAACUGGAAAUGGAUGCUCUUCCAUCCGUACAGAAGUGAUCUUGUCA